This is a messenger RNA of Odontomachus brunneus, 1699 nucleotides long. Its product is annotated as traB domain-containing protein. Lineage: Eukaryota; Metazoa; Arthropoda; Insecta; Hymenoptera; Formicidae. The record is from RefSeq and is a predicted model, not a curated record. Bases 270 to 1661 code for a protein of 463 amino acids. The transcript has 8 exons.
AUUUAGAUACCGACAAAUAUUGCUAACGUAGUACAGAACACUACCGAUAAGCGCUUAUCAUGAACGCUUUCAGUAAAAAGUCUUCUUUGACACACGAAUCUAGUCUGCUUAUUCAGAACCACGGUUAUUACAGUAUGAUGCAUUGAUUUGACGUGUGUCUCGAUGUACAUCUCUCCAUACGCUAACUUUUCCCUCAAAUUUUGGUUCGUUGUCGACUCGGGGAAUAUAUCGUCGUAACCGUGUCGAAAGUUUUCUACAAGAUUAAAAACAUGCAGCAAUUUAUAUUGGCUGUUAAAAGAAAAAUAUUUAACGAUGAAAAAAUGGCAUCCAAACCUGGUGAGGUUGAUCAACAUAUCAGUGACGAUCAACAGGAAGAUGGAUUUUCUACAGAAAACUAUGACUGUUAUGAAGACUAUAUUGACAUAGACUCUGACAUUGAUGAGAGAGGUAACUACAUUUUUUUUAAAUCAACAGGAGCACGUAGGAUCCGAACUAAUUCUGAACCAAAACUAAGUUCUGGAACAACAAUAGAAUGUACUUGUGAAUUAUCAACAACAAUUAAGGAUAAUGAUGUUGAGAAAAACACAGAAUCUUCUGAUAAGGAAGUUGUUACCAACACAGAAAGUGUUGAAUCUGACUUAAGUACCAAAAUACCAAGUAAAAUGAAGGAAGCGGGUGUUAUUAAAGUGUGUGAUGAAAAAUAUGAUCCUACUAUCGAUGAAAGGUUACCACAUACUGUGACAUUAUUAACCACACCAGAUGGCGGAAAAUUAUACCUAAUAGGAACAGCACAUUUUAGUGUUGAAAGUCAAAAUGAUGUGUCAAAGAUUAUACAAGCUGUCCAACCUCAUAUAGUCGUGGUUGAGUUGUGUAGAGAUAGAGUUGGUAUAUUGCAACUUGAUGAAGAAGCUAUGUUUCACUAUUCUAAGGACAUCGGUUUUCAAUGUAUUUUGGAUAUUCUUAAAAAGGAAGGAAUUUAUAAUGGCUUAUUGCAUAUUUUAUUGCUAAGAAUGGCAGCUCACGUGGCCAAAGAACUCGGAAUGCCACCCGGUGGUGAAUUCCGAAGGGCAUUCGAAGAGGCAAAAAAGGUGCCAGAUUGUAUAAUUCACAUGGCCGAUCGACCUAUUAAUAUAACAAUGCAACGUGCAUUACGGUCGUUAUCGUGGUGGCAGACCAUAAAACUAGGCUGGCACUUAGCAUUUAUGAAAAUGCCCAUUACCCAAGAAGAUGUCGAGCUCUGUAAACAGCGAUGGAUGCUGGAUGAAAUGAUUGCCAGCAUGAAAGGGGAAUUUCCAGUAUUGGGUGAAGUGUUCAUCAAGGAGAGAGACAUUUACUUGACAUACUCAUUGCAAAUAGCUUGUAUGCCUCAAUUUACACCCCAUGGUAUCAAACCAAUGCGAGUUGUUGGAAUCGUUGGUUUGGGGCACACACCAGGUAUUAUCGAGAAUUGGGGUAAAGUUCAGCCUACCGAUAUAUCACCUAUCUUAAAAGUACCGCCACCGUCAAUGUCAAGUAAGAUCUUGAAAUUCACCGUCGAAGCGUCUCUGUUCAGUGCUGUAAUAUAUAUGAGCUACAAAGUUUUAGCAGUACCUGCUAUUUUUACGUUCCAAUCUAUCAAGUCAUCGGUUGAGGGACUUCUAAAGGUUAGUACCGCGCGAUAAAAUAAUUCAAGUUUAAUUUACAAAAACGGGGACCCCCU